AUGAAUUUUAACUUAUUAUCUAACGAAAUCUUCCUUGCUUUCUUUGAAUAUUUGAAUGGUGAUGAUAUUCUUCAUGCAUUUUAUGGUCUCAAUGCUCGUAUCAAUGCUCUUCUCUACAAACAACAUCGAUGUUAUUUCUUCAAGUUCUCGUCACUGUCCAAACCUUAUUUUGAUCUAAUAUGUCAACAACAUGUUCCAAUGAUUGCUGAUCGCAUUCUUGCUCUUCAUCUUUCCGACUUUAAAUCAACUCCAGAACAAAUUAAUCUAUUUGUUUCUUAUAUAUCAUCAUUAAGACAAUUCACUCAUUUACGUUCACUUUCAUUAUCUUAUCUUAGUUCAAAAGAAAUUCUAUUAAAAAUCGCCAUUGAAUUGCCUCAUCUUGUUCAACUUACUCAUUUAAAGCUGUAUACUUGCCAUUUUCCAGAUUAUAAUGAAACGGACUUCGAAUUGCUGACGAAAAAUAUUUGGAACUUGCCAAACUUAACUCAUUGUUAUUUCAGGCUUCUUCAGAUAAAACAACAACCGUUUAUUAUAUUGUCAAAGAUCUCGUCAUCAGUCACAUAUUUAUCUAUCAAUCCUGAGGCAUUAAACUUUAAUUCAAUCAAUCGAUUGUUUCAAUAUACACCUAAUCUCAAAUAUCUUCACGCCCAUAUUCAUUCUUCUGACCAUAAUGACGAUUAUAUAAGAUCAUCUUUUUCAUCAUUGACCAUUUUAAAGAUUUUUAUCAAUGCUCAUUCAUCGAAAAUCAUCUCAUUUUUACGAAAUACACCGAAUUUACAUUGUUUGAAGAUUACUAUGAAAUGUUGCAACUUCAUUGAUGGUUAUCAAUGGGAAGAUCUCAUACGUAACUAUCUACCAAAACUAAAAACAUUUCACUUAUCAAUGGGAAAUUUAUCUAUUAUUCGACCAAUGACAGAAGAACAAAUUGAUGAAUUUAUGAAUUCAUUUGGUAGUUCAUUUUGGAUUGAUGAACAUCGAUGGUUUUUUCGAUGUAUGUGUGAUAAAUUAUUAAUUCGUUUUGAGACCGUGUCGGACGCAUUUUAUUAUAUUAAUAACAAAUUUCCUAGUAUGUUCAAAUCAAUAGAUUCACAAGACAAGACUGAAAGACUUCAUACUUCUAUGAGUAGUUUUCUGGAUGUAAUGCGUUUCAAUCAAUCAAUUUCAUCGAAGAUUUAUUUUUCAAAACUUUGCUCUGUUUCAGUAAAAUUUCCUAUCAAUGAUCAAUAUUGGUCGAUGAUUUCAAAUUUACAUCAAGUCUCAUCACUUUUAUUAGAUUUCUCUACUUAUUUUUCACAAUCUGAAUUGCAAGCGCUUCUCAAUCGAAUGCCUGAUCUUCGCUCAUUGACUAUUCAUCAAGAUGCAUCAUUACCUUUCCCAAUGUCACUAUUUAAUUGUACAUCUUCAUCAAUUUAUUAUUUAUAUUUACAAUAUUGUAAACAUUAUUUCAAUGAAGAAGAUUGUAUUAUAUUAAGUCAUUCUUCAUUGACUAGUCAGUGUAAAUACCUUGACAUUCUAGUGAAGAAUCGUGAAAGUAUUACGAUUAUUGUAAACAACAUCACCAGUCUUUAUGCAUUACGUGCUCGUUUUACGGAUGAAGAAAUCUAUGAACUUAAGCCUUCAAGAAUAUGUAACAACGUUGACGAUGAAGAUAUUCAAUGGUUGAUUGAUCAUUUACCAUCAACCUGUACAAUAAGUAGAGAUCCAUCUGGUAUUAAUGAUAUUCAGAUAUGGAUUAAAUAA
This is a messenger RNA of Adineta steineri, 1740 nucleotides long. The record is from the annotation of a GenBank genome assembly. NCBI's taxonomy places the organism in Eukaryota, Metazoa, Rotifera, Eurotatoria, Adinetida, Adinetidae.